AUGAAAUUCGAAAAAGAUGUGUGCUAAUGCACAAGUUGGUCUACGCGACUUUGGCGAGAUAUCAGAUCGGUGCGAGUCACGUUGAGGGACCUUGGAUGCUGGGACACAAGUUCUUCCUUCGUCUUCAUCCACGUCUUUCUCGAACGCGCCAUCUAUAUCGCUCUACUCCCCCGCUUCAAGUACACCACCCAGUGCUUACAAUCCGAGCUAUGACCACCCCCUCCGCGCCCGCCGAAGUGCCUCAGGUCGCCAAAACCGAUACCCCAUCCCAGAAACCAAAAGAUAAGAAAGCCAAAGCCCCUGCAGCGUCCAGUUCUCCUCUGGAGUUACAACCGCGUCCCGCUUUUUUCGAUCACCGUAUCCAGCUCUUCGAGAGGCUCAAGGCAGAAUACGAUGAGUCCGUCAAAGCUAAGGCAAGGGAGGAGAUUGUCGUGACAAUGCCGGAUGGUUCCGAGCGCAAGGCGACGAGUUGGGAGACCAGCCCGAUGGAUAUCGCAAAGGAGCUUUCGAAAAGUCUCUCGGAACGCGUCGUCAUUGCGAAGGUCGAUGGCGUAUUGUGGGAUCUGGAAAGACCGCUGGAGAGUGCUUGCAAACUGGAGCUGCUCGACUUUGAGCACCCUGAGGGCAAGAAAGUGUUCUGGCAUUCCUCAGCCCACGUCCUCGGGGAAUCUGCGGAACGACACUACGGAUGUCACCUGUGCUUAGGCCCGCCGACCGACGAGGGCUUCUUCUACGAGAUGGGAAUCGAGGAUCGACCUGUUUCUGCGGCCGACUACCCUGCGCUCGAGAAACUUGCCGAGAGCGCCGUCAAGGAGAAACAAAAGUUCGAACGUCUUGUUGCAAAGAAGGAGGAUCUCCUGGAGAUGUUCGGCUACAACAAGUACAAGCGUUACCUCAUCGAGACCAAGGUUCCCGAUGGAACCUCGACCACUGUGUAUCGUUGCGGCCCUAUGAUCGAUCUUUGCGUUGGCCCUCAUAUCCCACACACUGGAAAGAUCAAGGCGAUGAUGAUCACCAAGAACUCUUCCUCGUACUUCCUCGGUGACGCAGCCAACGACUCUCUCCAGCGGAUCUACGGCAUAUCCUUCCCCGACAAGAAGCAACUGACAGAAUACAAAGCGUUCCUGGCUGAAGCCGCCAAGCGGGAUCACAGGCGUAUCGGCAAAGACCAAGACUUGUUCUUCUUCAAUGAGCUCAGUCCAGGAAGCUGCUUCUUCCUGCCGCAUGGGACUCGGAUCUACAAUACGCUGUUAGAAUUCAUGCGCUCCGAAUACUUCAAGCGUGGAUAUCAAGAGGUCAUCUCCCCGAAUAUGUUCCACAGCAAGCUCUGGGAAACGUCUGGACACUGGCAGAACUACAAAGAUGACAUGUUCACUCUCGACGUCGAGAAGGAAAAGUGGGCACUCAAGCCCAUGAACUGCCCGGGCCACGCCCUCAUCUUCGGGUCGCGCGAUCGCAGCUACCGUGAACUGCCUAUUCGGAUGGCCGAAUUUGGUGUCAUUCACCGAAACGAAGCGUCUGGUGCGCUGACGGGAUUGACGCGUGUACGGCGAUUUGCCCAGGACGACACUCACGUGUUUUGCAUGCCCAGUCAAGUGGAAUCUGAGAUCUCAGCCCUAUUCGACUUCAUGCAGCACGUCUACGGAACUUUCGGGCUCGACUUCCAGCUUGAGCUAUCAACUCGGCCGGACAACUACCUCGGAGAGCUCAAGACAUGGGAUCUGGCUGAGGAGCAACUCAAGAACGCAUUGGAGAAACACUACCCUGGAAAAUGGGAGAUCAAUCCCGGGGACGGUGCAUUCUAUGGACCGAAGAUUGACAUCAGUGUUCGGGACAGUCUGCGUCGAUCGUUCCAGUGCGCGACGAUCCAGCUCGACUUCCAGCUCCCUGACCGAUUCGAUCUCAAAUACCGAGGAGAAGAUGUCAACAACGUCGAGCAGCGACCAGUGAUGAUCCAUCGUGCCAUUCUGGGUAGUUUGGAGCGAUUCAUCGCAAUCGCAACUGAACACUUCGCGGGCAAAUGGCCAUUCUGGCUCUCUCCUCGACAGAUCCUCGUCAUUCCCGUUGCUGUGCCGUUUAAAGAAUAUGCUUCCGAAGUGACUGAGCAGCUCAAAACUGCAGGUCUCUGGGCAGAUGUCGACAACGGGCCAGACACUUUGCAGAAGAAAAUCCGCAACGGCGAGAUCGCCCAAUAUAACUUCAUUCUCGUCGUCGGUGAGGAAGAAUCGAAGACCGGUCAGUCAAUGUGCGCAACCGUGAUGAUGUUGGAACCAAGGCACGAUCAGAGAUGUUGGGUCUCGAGGAUGUCUUGGCCAAGUUUGUGGCGUUGAAGGCCAAUCGAAGUUUGCAGAACAAGCUCUAGACUGUAGAUAACGUACGAGAGGGUCGCCAAACGAAGUUUCUCAGCUCCCACGAUUGUCAUAGUGUCGUGGCGGUGCGUGUCAUAGACUCCGAAACCGAGGGUGUGUCCGGUCUUGGCUCGUCUUGGCGUUGAGCACAGAGAUCCUGUGCUCUCUUCCAUGCCAUUUGGUACUAGGCUAUGAUCUGGGUGCACAACCUGCAGGAACAGCUUUCGGAUUGCAGAUCAUCGCUCGCAGAAUACCACCGCGUCAUGGACAGCCACUCAUGGAGUCUGAAUGAUGUAUUGUACAUCAAGUCGUCCCCUCAGCUUGAACUACCACCACCAUGAUCUCUCCGCAAGUGCUCGACCUUUGCAAGGGCACUGAAACUGUAUCGUCCCUUGUCGCCAAGGACCCCCACCUCUCUCCCGGCGACGCAUGGAAGAAACUCUAUGGGAGCGUUAAAACCGUGUCGACGAAGCAGUCGAUCCAGAAGCGCGAGAAGCACACCCCCGAAGAUCUGCAGCGCGCAAGGGAAUGUGGAAAGUGGGGGCCCACUGAGCCAAGUGAACUGUUCUUGAAGCUCUACCACGACGCCUUGUGUACCCUCGAUCAUGACGUCUCUGCGUGCAUGGUCAGUCCCCCGCUCAUGGGGAGCUGUGGUACUAUCCCCUUGACCGUGAUCUCUGUCGUCCCUGACAUCAUGCGGCAUAUGUCCAACCUCAUCGUACGCGCCGAAAAGGAAGUCUUCCUUGCGACAAACUACUGGCAGAACUCAGUUGCUUCCAAGUACAUCACCAACGCAAUGAAAGAGCUCAGCCGACGCGCAGGCGAGCGCGGCGUCAAGGUCGUGAUGAAGCUUGAGUACGACCGGGGAAGUCCCCGGCAGCUCUUUGAACCGCACUACAUCGUGUCACAGAAAGAAUACACCGGCAAGAAUGUCGGCCUUCCCGCGCCGGAGGAGAUCCCCAAUAUCGACCUCCAGGUGAUCAACUACCACAAGCCUGCACUGGGAACGUUCCAUUGCAAAUACAUGAUCGUGGACCGCAAAUAUGCUGUUCUGCAGAGCGAUAACAUCCAGGAUAACGACAACAUGGAGAUGAUGAUUCAUCUAGAGGGGCCGAUCGUAGAUUCGCUCUACGACAUGGCUUUGAUUUCGUGGCACCUGAAACUGGCACCUACGUUGCCCAGUGCCAAUCAGCCGGAAACUGAAGGCGGAUUAGGUGGAAUCGGAGACGAGACAACGGCUAAAGGCGACCAACGUGCAGAUGUGUUGACUGGUCCGACGACUGUGGAGAGCGUGGUCCACCCUGUCAAUAGCUCUCAGGCCAAUGAGGCUCAGAGUGACACCGAACAAGGCGUUUUGAAUACCGCCCCGAACAUUCAGACUCAGGUGAAAGGACCGGACGAAUACACUAGAAACUACCUCUACUCUGGGAAACAAGGCAUUAGCGACACACAGAUUGCUCAUCCCUCACCUGAAACCAGCCCGCUCCCGGAGCACACUGCUGAUGAUCCCCAUUAUGACGUCGAUAUUGCGGGCGAAAUCGCCCGCGUGCAGAGUUCUGUCUCUCCCAAGCCCGGCCUGACGCGCAUGGAAGCAGUCACAGCUCAUCUGAACCACACGAAGAAUCCCGGUUUCACGGGGAACGCGCCACCGCGAGGUGCCGGCGAGGAGAUGACACCGUAUAUUGCACACCCGACCUCAGAACCCUUUCCCAUCGCCAUGGUCUGCCGGGCGCCUCAUGGAAAGCCGAACCACGAUUCCGUGUACAAUCCGCAGAACGAAGUCUGGCUUUCUGCCCUGCGCAACGCGGAGAGAAAUGUGUUUAUCCAGUCUCCCACUCUGAAUGCUGCUCCCCUAGUCCCCGCCAUCAUCGAGGCCUGCGAGCGCGGAAUCGACGUCAUCUGUUACAUCUGUCUGGGCUACAAUGACACCGGAGAGUUGCUCCCUGGACAAGGCGGCACGAACGAAAUGAUCGCACACAAGCUGUACAGCUCGCUCUCGGACAAAGCGAAGGAGCGACUGCACUACUACUGGUACGUUGGGGCCGACCAGACGGUCCCAAUCGUCGCCAAAAAGAAGAAACGGUCCUGCCAUGUCAAGGUCAUGAUCGUCGACGAGCAUAUUGGAAUCCAGGGCAAUGGCAAUCAGGACACUCAGUCUUGGUACCACUCGCAGGAAAUCAACAUUAUGUUCGACUCUGCGACCGUUUGCCAGGGUUGGAUCGACGGCCUCCGGCGCGUACAAAAUACUCAUUUGUAUGGGCCACUUGAUAAGACGGAUGGAAUAUGGAGGGACCAGAACGGAAACCAGCCAGAGGAUGUCAUUGGCAUCAAUCCCGGCAGGUUCAGCUGGGCCAAAGGAUUCCUGGGCGCCAUUGAUCGUGUUAGGGGAACGGGAGACUUUUAG
Mycena citricolor is the source of this 4752-nucleotide messenger RNA. The record is from the annotation of a GenBank genome assembly. NCBI's taxonomy places the organism in Eukaryota, Fungi, Basidiomycota, Agaricomycetes, Agaricales, Mycenaceae.